Meloidogyne enterolobii is the source of this 612-nucleotide messenger RNA. The record is from the annotation of a GenBank genome assembly. NCBI's taxonomy places the organism in Eukaryota, Metazoa, Nematoda, Chromadorea, Rhabditida, Meloidogynidae.
AUGCCCCCCUUACAAGCUUUUGGGCAUCAUUGGAAUAUUUCAAAUGAUGAUUUUGUCUUUCCUGGAUUAACUGAUUUAAUUGUUAGAAGUUUUUGGGUUAUUUGUUCUCUAAUUAUUUUUAUUGUUCACAAUCCUUUUGGUUGUUCAACCUAUGUUUGGUUACCUAUUGUUUCUUUAAUGAUUUUUGUAAAUUUUCUUUCUGGUGGCCUCUCUUUUGCUCUAGCAAUGCUUAGCGCUCAGGGAUCAAUAAUGGAAAUGGAAAAGAGGAGACAUGUCUCAACAUUAUUAUAUGCUAGACUUCCUGUAUUUUUUGUUGAAGUAAUUUGGACAAUUAUAACGACUUUGCUUUCUUUUAAUAUUUUUUAUAAUGCUGAUAAUCUCUGUAAAAUUGAAAGUGGAAUUCGUAUUGCUGUUGUUAUUGAGUGGAUUCUAGUCAUUUCUAUAUUUAUUGGUGCAAUAUGUGUUUUUAAUCCACACGAGGGGCGAAGAAUGGACAGAUCUUUGGUUGAUGAACGGUUAUAUUGGAAACGAAAUUUUUUUCUGGUUUGUUUUUUAUUAUCAAAAAAAUCCGAAGGAAAUUUGGUUGGAGUUGGGCUUUUGGGAAUUUUUUAA